GCAUAUCGAAAAAAUCGCUUAUAGCUGAUAAAUAAAUAUAAAUAUAUAUAGAUGAAUACAUAUAUAUAUAUGUAUCUUAGGCCUAUCCAGUGACUAAUAAUCAAGAGAAUAUUUUGUUUAUCUUUAGCUAUGAAGAAAUUAUGGAAUACUUUAUGUCUAUUAAUCAUAGUAUCGACAAUAUAUAAGGUAGAAUCAAAAGAUGCAACACCAAUCGUUCUAUGGCAUGGAAUGGGUGAUAGCUGCUGUAAUCCAUUGAGUAUGGGAUCAAUAAAAUCAUUGCUAGAGAAACAAAUAACCGGUGUUUACGUUAGAUCGCUUGAAAUUGGCAGCAAUGUUAUAGAGGAUACAGAAAAUGGAUUUUUAAUGAAUGCAAAUGAUCAAGUUGAUCUUGUUUGUAAAAAGUUGAAAAGUGAUAAGAAAUUAGAGAAUGGCUACAAUGCUAUGGGUUUUUCUCAAGGAGGACAAUUCUUGAGAGCUAUUGCUCAACGAUGUCCAACUCCACCAAUGAAGAAUCUUAUAUCAAUUGGUGGACAACACCAAGGCGUCUACGGUAUUCCACACUGUCCAGGAAAAAGUUCUAUUUGUAAUUACGUAAGAAAAAUGCUGAAUUACGGUGCAUAUGUUAGUUUUAUUCAAAAUCAUAUUACACAAGCUGAAUAUUGGCAUGAUCCUUUAAACGAAGAUGAAUAUAAGAAAUAUAGUAUCUUUCUAGCUGAUAUUAAUCAAGAAAGGAAAAUCAAUGAGAGCUAUAAAGAAAAUUUACAAAAAUUAAACAAUUUUGUUAUGGUUAUGUUUAAUAAAGACACUAUGGUCCAACCAAAAAUAUCUGAGUGGUUUGGUUUUUAUAAAAGAGGAAGUGUUAAUGAAACAUUCACUUUAAAAGAAAGCGAUAUAUAUAUUCAGGACAAACUUGGUUUAAAAGAGAUGGAUAAUAAAGGACAAUUGCAUUUUUUAUCUGUUGAAGACGACCAUCUACGCAUAAGUGAUACUUGGCUAAUUAAUAACAUCAUUGAUAAAUUUUUAAUCUAGACCAAUCUUUUAUUUUUACUACCAAGCUUUUUAUUUCUAUCUAAGGGUCUUUUCUAUUUGUACACGUGACAAACUAAUACAAAAAUAACUAUGAAAAAUACUCUUAUUUUAAACUAUAGAUGUGUUGUUUGAUAGUUAAACAAACAUCUGCUUCCAUCUUGAGGUUAUCUUUGUAAGGAAAACUUCUUGCAAAGGCGGCGUGGUAUGUAAGUUCUUAAUAAGUUGUAAAUUUAGCUCAAUGAUUUGGUUCAUUAAAUCUUUACGAACCUGCGGAAGUUAAUUCUCAUUAGGUG
Molecule: messenger RNA, 1322 nt
Organism: Dimorphilus gyrociliatus
Lineage: Eukaryota; Metazoa; Annelida; Polychaeta; Dinophilidae
Source: the annotation of a GenBank genome assembly